Protopolystoma xenopodis is the source of this 300-nucleotide messenger RNA. NCBI's taxonomy places the organism in Eukaryota, Metazoa, Platyhelminthes, Monogenea, Polystomatidea, Polystomatidae. The record is from the annotation of a GenBank genome assembly.
AUGAUACUCUGCUUUGAUUGUGCUUGUCAUACGACAGACGGAAGCUCAGCACAUUUUCACCGGAAUCGAAAAAGGGAAUAUUGUCAACAAGAAUGUCUCAGUAAAGCCAAUCGACAGCUGGUCAAGCGGAAUCCGUCGUCGUCUUCUGGUGGGAUGGACCUUCAAAUCUCUUCGGCCAAAGCGAUCACUCGAAAUGAUGGAAAAGAAAUCGCAAGUAGGUCACAAAGGAACAAUCGGAAGCUAAGAAAAGACGUCUUCGGUGAGCCUAAUCAAGGUAAGCUAAACAACCAUAACAUUUAG